AAAAGACAAAAGUAGUGGAGAGAAUUGGAGGAGAGAGAAUACAUGUUGGACCCACUAAGUGAGAGAAAUUAAUUAAAUAUUAUAAGAACUUUCCAAAAAAGGAAAUAGAGUAAGUAUUUAAAAACGGUCGUAAAUGAAAAGUGGAGCAAAUAUUUAAAAACGGAGGGAUUACAUAUUUCUUAUUGGAAAGAAUCAUUUUCCUUACCUUUGUACAUGUAUUUACUUUAUCUAGAAAAUCCAAUGAAGUACUUGCAAAACCAAAAAUAGAUCUUUUCACAUUAAAAGAUUUUAUAAACAUAAAAAUUAAAAAAGGACCACACACUGAUAUUUUCUAGAGCAAGCAUGGUAUUUUCUUGUCUUCAGUACUCAAACACUUCAAAAAAAAAAAUAUGUUCAUCAACAACAACAAAUAAAGAACAAUUUUUUCCCUCCUAAACCCAUAUUCUUUAACGUACGAUUAUUAUUUAAAAUCAUUUUAACAAAUAAAAACAUACCAUAAUAAAGAUUCCUAAGAUCCAAAAUAUAAUAUUCUAAAGUAGUCUAACAUUCCAACCUACCCUUAAUUAAUUACACAAACUUUACCUUGAGGAAAAGAAGAUACCUAAACCUUCCCUGCCAAUUAAGAGCAGGAACCUCUCAUACCUCAACCUUCUUCCUCCUUCCCAAAACAUUACUAACAUCAUCACACAACCAUCCCUACAUAACUAAAUCGCGACGUCGCCUAACAUCUCUUCUUUUCUUAUAAACGUUGGCUUAAUGCCGAACGUUACCAAAUUUCCCACCAUUCAUUUCUCAACCGCCAUUCUUUGUCAUCAAUGCCUUAUCACGGCCACGGCCACAUCCACCACCACAACCAACGCCGCACCCACCCGUUGAUAUGGUGUGCAGCCAUAAUCUGCACCUUUUGCACGGUCAUUGUUAUUAUUUUGGGCAUUGUUGUGUUCGUAGGGUACCUUGCCCUACAUCCAAGUAUACCCUUUGUUAAAGUUACGUAUGCACACCUAGAUAAAUUCGAGUAUAGUCAAGCCGGUGUCCUUAACACCGAGAUGAACAUAGUUUUUCAGGCCGAAAAUGAUAAUACUGGAGCACACGCUAGCUUUUCGGAUUUUACGUACUACCUCAACUUCCAUGGUAUACAAAUUGCUAGGUUGAAAAAUCUACCAUUCAACGUAGACAAGAAUGAUAGCGCGAUUUUUAACUAUGAUGUUAAAUCGUAUUCAAUACCAUUGGAUCCACAACUCUCGGCUAUAGUAGAUCGAUCGUUGAAGCAAAAUAGAAUUUCAUUUGAUUUAAUGGGAUAUACAAGAACAAGAUGGAGGGUUGGACCGAUUAAAUCGGUCAAAUUCUGGUUGCGUUUGAGUUGUGAGCUCAAAUUUCAGGGUGAUGGGAGUUAUACUGCGGAUUCUCAUUGUAACUCUAAAUCAAAAUAAAACAGGUGUAUUUUUUUUUUUUUUCUUAGUUUAUUCUUUGAAAAUUUGUAAACAAAAAAUACAAAAAUUUUAAAGUAGGUUGAUAUAAAUUAAUUAAUGGGUAUACUUUUGUGUAUACAUUUCUUUUCUUAAUUUGUUCCAUUUUAGAAUAUAUGUUACGUUGCUUAAUAGCUUAGCACUUUUUUUUUUCUUUUAAUAUUUGAAAAUGCUCCUCAAUUUUAUUUAUUUAUUACUUAUUUUUACAUUUCUAGGAGUUAUUAGGAGAGGAACAGUGAAAGAUUGAAAGUAGAUUGUCUUUGCCUUUAAAUUUUACAUUUUUCAUUUUUAAUAAAGUGAUAAAAAGUUCAAUAUGUAAGAAGAAAACCAAGCCAUAUUUACCGCUUGACAAUUUGAAUUCUAUUUAUGGAGUUUGUGUUCGCUAGUUAAACACUUCAUUUAGUUCCACAAUUAGCUUUCUUUGUUAAUAAGAAUAUUCAAUUGUAGCAAAGUAAUAGUGGUACACAUA
Messenger RNA from Chenopodium quinoa (quinoa), 1935 nucleotides. RefSeq lists its product as uncharacterized. The transcript has a single exon. NCBI's taxonomy places the organism in Eukaryota, Viridiplantae, Streptophyta, Magnoliopsida, Caryophyllales, Amaranthaceae. The record is from RefSeq and is a predicted model, not a curated record. Bases 816 to 1430 code for a protein of 204 amino acids. Gene Ontology annotation, cellular component: plasma membrane.